AUGGCAGGCGACCAAGAGCUUGCAGAUCGCACCAAGACCGAGGCGCCCGCUGCCACAUGCUACAUUGACCCUGUCAAUGGCAAGGACGACGAGACCGCGGACGGCUCCGAGUCCAAGCCGUACCAGUCGUUGUAUCAUGCGCUGAUCCAGCACCUCGACAAGCCCGCGCCGACAUACCUUACUCUCGUCCCUCCCAAGGAGGGUGCCGACAGCGCUGAUGGACCCAGGUGGGAGGCGCCAGCAAAGAGUGCCAUGAAGAAGGCGCUUGCCCGCGUCGACGCCUACAAGAAGAAGCUGGCCAAAGAGCAGGCCUCGGCCAAGCAGGAGGAGGAAGAGCGCAAGCAGCGCCUCAAGAACCUGGAGGAGGCUAAGAAGAUCGUUCUCAAGGAGGAUCCGUCGCUGCCGCCGGCUGUGCGCAUCAAGCUCAACAACUUCGACGUCGAGCUCGGCGACGGCGAGAGCAAGAAAGGCACUCGCGUCAAGGUCUAUGGCCGUAUUCAGCACAUACGCGCUCAGAAGCACACGACUUUCAUUACAAUCAAGGACGGCUACGGCAUUCUUCAGUGCAUCUUCCCGACGGGUCCUCUGACCCAGAACUACGAGGCGCUUCUGUUCGCCCAGGAGACCGCCCUGGUUGUGUACGGUGAAAUGCGUGCCGUCCCCCCCGGCCACAAGGUUCCCGGCAACCGCGAACUGCACGUCGACUACUUUGAAGUUCUAGGCCGUGCGCCGUGCGAUCUAGACGCCAUCACCAAUAAGGUGUCGAUGCAGCAGGACGUCUGGGACGCUCAGAUGCUCGACAACCGCCACUUGGUGCUCCGCGGUGAGAACGCUUCGGCUGUGAUGAAGCUCCGUGAGGCCGUUGAGCUCGCGUUCAUUGACACCUACCGCGAGAUGGAGUUCCGCAAGGUUUCUCCCCCGGCCAUGGUGCAGACUCAGGUCGAGGGGGGUGCCACCCUCUUCAAGUACGACUACUAUGGCGAGGAGGCCUACCUCACGCAGUCGUCGCAGCUGUACCUCGAGACCGUCAUCCAGUCUCUGGGCAACGUGUACUGCAUUGAGAAGUCGUUCCGCGCCGAGAAGUCACUCACUCGCCGUCACCUCUCGGAAUACACCCACGUCGAGGCCGAGCUCGACUUCAUUGACUUCAACGACCUGCUGGACCACAUCGAGGAGCUCAUCUCGCGUGUUGUCGACAAGGUGCUUGCGGACGACACCGCCCGCGGCUACAUCGAGAAACUCAACCCCGGCUUUAAGAAACCGACCCGCCCGUUCCUGCGCAUGCGCUACGAGGAGGCUAUUGAGUGGCUUAACAAGCAAGAUCCUCCUAUCCUCAACGAGGAGGGCAAGCCGCAUCAGUUCGGCGACGACAUUGCUGAGGCUGCUGAGCGCAAGAUGACCGACAUUAUCAACCGCCCUAUCCUCCUCACGCACUUCCCUGUCGAGAUCAAGGCCUUCUACAUGAAGAAGGAUCCUAAGGACCCGAGAGUCACGGAGUCGGUCGAUGUUUUGAUGCCGGGUGUUGGCGAGAUCGUCGGCGGCUCUAUGCGUAUGGACGACUACGACGAGCUGAUUGAGGCUUACAAGAAGAACGGCAUUCCUCACGAGCCGUACUACUGGUACACUGACCAGCGCAAGUACGGCUCCUCUCCUCACGGUGGUUACGGUCUCGGACUCGAGCGCUUCCUCGCUUGGCUUGCCAACCAGCACACUGUCCGUACAACCUGCUUGUAUCCGCGCUUCAUGGGUCGCUGCAAGCCUUGA
Thermochaetoides thermophila DSM 1495 is the source of this 1764-nucleotide messenger RNA. RefSeq names its product asparaginyl-tRNA synthetase-like protein. Gene Ontology annotation, molecular function: ATP binding; nucleic acid binding; asparagine-tRNA ligase activity. NCBI's taxonomy places the organism in Eukaryota, Fungi, Ascomycota, Sordariomycetes, Sordariales, Chaetomiaceae. Gene Ontology annotation, cellular component: cytoplasm. The coding region runs from base 1 to 1764 and encodes 587 amino acids. Gene Ontology annotation, biological process: asparaginyl-tRNA aminoacylation. The record is from RefSeq and is a predicted model, not a curated record. The transcript has 3 exons.